Striga asiatica is the source of this 342-nucleotide messenger RNA. The record is from the annotation of a GenBank genome assembly. NCBI's taxonomy places the organism in Eukaryota, Viridiplantae, Streptophyta, Magnoliopsida, Lamiales, Orobanchaceae.
UUGCGGCUGCUCUUAGCCCGGGUGUCACUCGAUCUGCUCGGUAGCCCGAAGGAACCGACGAGGUGCUGCAGCGGUGAUUUGUGGCUGCCAGUGUGCGUGCCGGCUGAGCGGCGGCUCAGCGUAGCGCGCGUGGGUCUCUUCGGCAAGGUGCAAGAUCGCAGCUUCCUCGACUGGGCUCGAUUUAGACUCGCGGUGACUCGGUCGGCCCUCGGUUGCAAUUCGCAUGUUUCCGGUGGGGCGCUGUUCGAACAAGGACGGUCGCCGGUGGUCUGUGGAUCAGCUGGAAAAGAUCGCUGUGGGUGGAGCGAUGGCGAUCUGGAAAACUCCGGGAGGAGGAGAUAG